AAAGGUCAAUCAAAUCAUAAACAAAACCUUCAACGUUCAUACGAUGUAAAUAUUUAUGAACAAAAGAAAAAAAGAAUCAAUUAGAAGUGAAAAAUCGAUAAUCUCCCGGGCGCGAAUUGCGAAAAUGUCCUCGGACAGUGUUAGCGUUUUAAUUGGCGAACUGGUGCAGACAUUGGCUCGCGAAACGGUUGGUCGGCCAUCCGAUUCGGUGUUGAAACGAUGCAAAUCGGAAGCAUUUGGUAUUCUGCUCGGUAAACGGCUGACCACCAUCGACAAUGGGGACAGUGCGCUGGAACGGAAGCUCAUCGCGGAGGAGCCGGAGCAGAUGUUACGCUGCCAUUUGUUCCAUAUGCAGUUAAGGACGCAGUACCAGUUCCAAAAGCGCCGUUGCGAGCGGUUCCAACAGCUGCUGGAGGAUUUAGAGCCCGGGAGGAGUGGGGAAGCACUGCUCGAAAAGAAGGAGGUAUUACAGUUUUUGUUGAUGCUGAGAGAUUCGGUUCCGGAUGGGUGGGACAAAGGAGAAGAGAGUGGCACUCUUCCAGGCGACAUGAUGCCAUCAUUGCAUAUUGGUCCUUAUCCGAUCUUCCAAACGAGAGAUAUCUAUGCGGAUACAAUGAGCAUUGAUGCACAUAGAAAUAAGAAGUCUUCCAAUCCGUACUGCUUGAAAGAGAGUAGAAUGGUUUUUACGGACAACAUAUCGAGCUUACUUGAGAAGACGGAAAAUGCUUCCAAGAAAGAGCAAAAGUUGCCUCAAAUAGAAACGAGUUAUUUUAGCGAUCCUAUGGCGGAAUUGGAUAGCUAUCAAGGCCCCUUCCGGUACAAUAUGAUGAAAGGGGUGGAGAUCGAAGAUGAUGAGCAGCUUCUAACUAGCUUUGAGAUCAUCCCAGCUGCAGAAAACAGUAACGAAUCAAAAACUGUGGUAGCAGUAAGCGAGCCCCCGAGGGAACAGAUUUUCAAUUUCAAUUGGGAAAAUCUGGGAAAUCGAUUUGUCCCAGUUGAACGUCCGUUUGCAUCGGAGUGCAACUCGGUAUUGCAUUUGAAAUCUCUGAAGGCGACGCGUUUCCAGAAGUCGGUUGACAUCCGUAUAGUUCGAAUAGAUGAUUUUCUGCAUGAUGUGAAAUUUCUAAUUACCGGAUUCAGCUCUCGGUGCUUCGAGUAUGAUGGCAAUAAUCUGUUCCGGAUGAAAGGAAAUUUUACUGUUGAUGGUAUUUCACCGCUGACAAUCAAUGCAGUGGUGGAUCAGUUUAUUGAACUGGGAACUUGCUUCCGUCGGUUGCACAAAAUGACCAAAAAGAAUCCUUACAACUAUGCGAUGAUACUUGAAGGAUUCGUGUUCAAGGCGUUCAGCGACUGCGUGGAACGCAUUCUGAGUUGCUUCCGUGUCCUGGUCACGGCUUACGAAGGGAAGUCUUUGCUCCAGUUACAGCGUAAAACGGAUCCCAUGAGGAUGCAAAUUCUAGCGCUGGCCAAAUUUUGCGGGAUUCAUCCUAAUUACGAAAGCGACAAGGACUUUCCCAUGGGGUCGGUUUUCUUGGACCACUUGUACAAAGAAAUCAUCUACAUCACGAGCUCGGACGUGUCGGCUUUUCUGUUGCACAUCUUAAAGCACUGCUGUAAUGCAUAUUUUCUGCUGUUUCAACAGUGGCUGUUUGGUGGCCAACUGAGGGAUCCCAGCGGAGAGUUGUUCAUCUACUUUGUGGAUCAUUAUAGGCCGAAGACAAAGCAUUUUUUCGACAAAGCGUUUUUGAUCCGGAGACAAGCGGUGCCGGGCUUUCUGAAGGGUUUCGAAGAAGAUAUAUUGCUCUGUGGGAAAUACACCAUGCUGCUGAAGGCGUUCAAAAAGUCGCAUCCCAUCUUCUCGCUGAAAAUCCCCAAACUGGAGGUGUGUCUCUCCUACCCGGCGGUUGAUCGCCUGAAAGCCCGAUGGCUUCAGUACGUGAACAAAGCACGCGAUGCAUGCGGCCCUUCGCUAUCGGUACGGGAGCUGUACGAGCAGAAGGAACGCGAACGGGAGGAGUUCCUGCGACAGGUGGAAGCUAAUUUCCGGCGCAGCAUGGAGCAGUGGCGCCAGCAUCAGGAUGCCGAAGCGCUCGAGCUGCGCAAGAAGAAGGCACGCCAAAUGGAGGAACUGUUGGACCAAUUGAACGAGAUUAGGGAGAGCAAGUUGGCAGCUAAGAAGCAGCAAGUGGAGCUAGAUCUUCAGUAUCAGCAGGAGGGGUUGGUGUUUGAAAACAGAAGGUUGAUGGCGGAGAACCUACAACGGGAGAAGGCUGUGGAAGGGUACAAGGAGUUGAAUCGGAUGAUGGAUGAUAAGGUGGAGAAGGCAGAACGGGAGGUGGAAAGGUUGAAGGUGCAGCUUGCGGCAUCCGGCGGGGACAGCAGCGAUUUUGAGUCGUGUGUUGGAAGCGUUACGGAGGAAGAUGCGGGAUCGGUUUACGAGGAUGCUCAAAAGAGUCCAUUCAGCGAUAAAAGUGAAGAUCGAACAGUGCUGGAAAACUUGAAAGAAAUCACGGAGAGCGAUGUGUUGAAUAGUAACGAUGUUAUCAGUGAAAGUGAGCAAAAUAAGAGGCGGGUUUUAGGGUCAAAUUUGGGAGAUUACUUGGCGGAGGACCAUGCAAAUGCAAAUGUGGAGGCAAUUAAGCAAACGGCGGUGGUUGGAAUGCGACAAAUGACAGAGGCACAAAGAAACAAAAUGAAGAUUAUGACGGAGGAGUUUGGUGUUCGGGAGGUAGGAACAAUUGGAACGGAUCUUAAUAGCAAUACAAUGGAGGAACGGCACCGAAACCGUCAGCGAAUUUUGAUAAGCGAUUACACAAGUCGGAAAGACGAUGAACACACGGUCAAGGCAUCCACUGAGCUGACUGAGUUGCAGAAGAAUCGAAUCAAAAUCAUGAGCCAAGAGUACAAUGUGGUGUUAGAUGAUCACGAUCGUGGAUCGCAGAAGCACAAGAAGCCGGAGAUGUAUUUGAAUUUGGAGACAGAUCGUUCAAAAAAUCGCCGUAAGAUAUUGGAAUGCGAAUACGACAUACUAACUGGGGCACAGAACUUCGUCGAUACACCGAUGUCUGUGGAUAGUGAUACGGUCAGCGAGGAUAUCCAGGUGCCAGUGAUCGUGAUCGAUGAUGUUCCGCAGGACGUGAACGCCAAUCCGAUUGUCGAAAUGGAUGGGAAGCUGAAGCUGGAUACGGCAGCAGCGCAAGAGAAGUUCAACGAGAGGCGUUUCGGUGUUCCGGAUACGGCAGUAUUGGCACAGCAAACUCCGGAAAGUGGUUUGAUCUCUGCUGGGUUGCAAGUUAGACAGAGCUUCGAAUUUCCGAUGGUGCGGGAGAGCUGCUCCGAGUCGGAGAUAAGAUCAGAAACUAGUUACGAAGACGAUGAAAUCUAUCGGGAGUUCAUUGAGGCGAUGGAGAAACGGAACUUGAACCUGUGCGAACUGCCGAACGUGACGAGUGAUCUUGGUAAUGUGUCGGAACUUAAAGAAAUUGGUAGUGAACUGAGAAGUCUUGAUGUUCUGACAGUGACUAGAUUCUUGCAAAGUUCUUUGGUAAUACCGCUGAAGGCACACAUGGAGAUUGUAAACAGUGAGAUCCUGAAAAUGUACUUGAAUGAUCUGGAUAUUUUAGGACACUUCGAAAGCCUGAGAAACUAUUUCUUGCUGAUGGAUGGGGAGUUCUCCUGCUAUGUUUGCGACAACAUAUUCAUGAUGCUGGAGGAAGUGAGGAGCCCGGAUGAGCUGUUGAAUUAUCAAACUCUUCACACGAUCUUGGACUCGGCAUUGUGCUCUAGUGCCGCUGGAGCUGAUACGAAUGCCGACAGACUGUCAUUUAGUGUGGAAUUAAUUCCGGAACGGUUUGAUUUAUACCAUCCGAAUGUGGUCAGCAUGUUGAAUCUAAGCUAUCGUGUAGAAUGGCCAUUGAACUUGAUUCUGAAUCCGGAGACUAUCGAACAGUAUACGAAUAUCUUCAAGUACCUGGUCAAGGUUCGGAGGGUUAGUUUCGUCCUGGGGAAGUCAUUCCAACUCCUAAAGGAAACCCACAAACAGUUUGGAAAACAGAUGUUGCUAUCGCCGCAAUACAGCCGAGUACAGUUAAUCUCGCACAAGUUGUCACAUCUUGUCAACGCAUUGAAGAAUUAUAUCACCAGUAGUGCCCUGCUGGCAUCGUGGGAAAACUUUCGUAAAGAUUUGGAAUCGGCCGAAUCGAUGGAAGAUCUCUAUCGAAAGCACACCAGUUACAUCAAACGAAUUUUGUUUCUAUGUUUGCUGAACAAAAAAAGCGUAGAGUUCUACAACAACGUAGAGGAGAUCUUCAAGGUCGUUUUGCGGUUCUACAAGCAUCUCAAAUCGAAACCAUGGAAGCCACAGGACAGAUCGAAUCCCAGUUCGCCUUACGUCCACCCAAAGUAUGCCCAGAUCCUGGACGACGAAAGUGACUUUGAAAAAUUGAUCAAAUACACAAUCUACUUGGGGAACAAGAUGUACGAUCAUGGUUAUCAGAAGGAGAUCUACGAGUUCAUCAGCGUAAUCAACAUCAACGGAUAUUAUGGACCGUUCGACGGACAGUAAUUGUAAGGUCUGCAUGCGUGUGGAGAUGUGUGUAACACACACACAAAGUUCCUUAGCUAAUACUGAUAGGUAAGCUAAACUCUAAUAUUCAAUGAUCUUUAAGUGUCUACUCGAAUCGAGUGCUUCUGAUAAAAUAAGCAUGUGCCUAUAGCUAAUUGAAUCCACCUAUGUAUAUAAAGAAUACAAUUGUUUUUACAAGUUGUA
Messenger RNA from Armigeres subalbatus, 4768 nucleotides. It is a transcript of the gene Grip163, whose product is annotated as gamma-tubulin complex component 6. Gene Ontology annotation, cellular component: centrosome; spindle pole; gamma-tubulin complex. The transcript is spliced from 4 exons. The record is from RefSeq and is a predicted model, not a curated record. Bases 56 to 4564 code for a protein of 1502 amino acids. NCBI's taxonomy places the organism in Eukaryota, Metazoa, Arthropoda, Insecta, Diptera, Culicidae. Gene Ontology annotation, biological process: microtubule nucleation; spindle assembly; mitotic cell cycle. Gene Ontology annotation, molecular function: microtubule minus-end binding; gamma-tubulin binding.